GGGGUGCUGACUGGAAUAUGGCAUUGAAUAGAUAUAAAGAAAACAGGCCACCUGUUUUAUGUGGGUCUCAAUAACUGGGGCUCAGCCACUCCUGGUGGCCUCCUUUCCACCUGCUUGGACAAGAUCUCUUUACUCCGCUUCCACUCUAUGCAGGUUCACCAGCAUUGCACCUUCAGCUGCAGCUCCGCCCAAAUGCCCUGAGGCUUUUUUGGAUACAGCUAGGCAGGCCUGGGAACUCCCCCAACCUAGCAGGCAUGGCUGGAGGGCAGACUCUCCUUUGCCUCUUGCAUACUGGGAUAUAAAUCCAGCCUUGAUUCCUUGACUGCACCGAGAAUCCACUCUAAACUCAGCAGCAUGAAGUCCCAUAUCCAUAAGAGGAGCAGAUCCCAAACCUGUACUGAAAUAAGUUCCGGCUGGGGACUGUGUGGAAGGAUGGCUGCUGCAGAACCCCUGACUGCCUUCUCACGGUGGUACCUCUAUGCCAUUCAUGGCUAUUUCUGUGAGGUGAUGUUUACGGCUGCCUGGGAGUUUGUGGUCAACUUUAACUGGAAGUUCCCAGGUGUCACCAGUGUCUGGGCGCUCUUCAUCUAUGGCACCUCCAUACUCAUCGUGGAGAAGAUGUACCUGUAUCUGAAAGACAAGUGUAACAUUUUAGUGCGAUGCCUAAUUUACACCCUCUGGACAUACCUUUGGGAGUUCACAACUGGCUUCAUCCUGCGCCAGUUUAACGCCUGCCCUUGGGACUAUUCACAGUUUGAUUUUGACUUCAUGGGCCUCAUCACCCUAGAGUAUGCCAUCCCAUGGUUCUGUGCUGCGUUCAUCAUGGAGCAGCUGGUUAUCAGGAACACCUUGCGCUUGCGAUUUGAUGAAAAUGCUGAGCCAGGGGACCCCACCGCCACAAUCGCCUUGGCCAACGGCCAUGUCAAAACCAAUUGAACAAUAACCCAAUACCACACUUAAAGUGAGAGAGCCCACCCACAUCCCAGACUGGUCUCAAAGACUGAUACUUCCUGUACGAUACACAAUCCCCUUUAUGAUGGGGGCAUGCAUGGGAUAUAGCAGAAUAAAAAUGGAACCAAUAGAUUUUCUAUGGACUUUAUGUUUUUGGCCAUAAGAAGCAGUGUCAGCUACUUGUUGGUUAGGUAGUUUCUGACUUUUAAAUUAUUAUGGAAAAAAAAAGUCCUGUUAGCUGCAUUUUACUGGAUGUGGAGAAAUGAGAGAAAAUGCUACAGUUGAAAUGUAUACAAAAAACAAACUAGUGGAUGGGCAUAGACGCCCCGGCUAAAUUAGUGAUUUGGCUUAUUCCAUUAGGCAAUAUUCAGGUGCUUGCUUGCAACCAAUACCUCCCAUGGGACCUGAGAUGCUGCAGGAUCAAGGAAAAUCCAUCUGCUGUUGAGAACGACCCAACAGUGGUGCUCUACUGGGGAGAUAGACAGCGCCCCCUCUCGUGGUCUCCCUGACCUUCCCCUGAGGUUCUUUAUUGCACCAUAGUAUGUUAUGGUGCUGGACAUCUUGCUGGAUUUAUAUGAAACUUGUACUUUUUGAAUUUUCAGUCCUGAUGCUCACUCGAGAGUUUUCCCCACUCCUUUUUAUAAAUAAAAGGCCUUUUCUGCCGGGUGAAUUCCACCAUACUCUGUGCAAUCUGAAUCACGGCAAAGUGGCCAAAGAGAGAAAGAGCUCAAGUCUUCCCCUCACAGUGGAACUCAUCACAAGAGCUGCUCCAAGCUCCAGCUCCAUUUCCGACCAGGCAAACCCAAUGGAGAUGUAAACGCCACCUGGGGUUUUCUGCCUUCCUUCCCAGGGAUUUCUCUGUCACUAAAGAUGCUGAUGACUUAAUUCUGACUGUAGCCCCUUGCACUGCCUGAUGUCAAAGUCCUCAUUUGACUAAGGCAGCAACCAGGAAUCAGUCGGAGUCCUCUGGGACAGACUAUAUCACCGGUGUCUGUUUCCUCCUGCACCAGUUGAUCUUGUCUCAGCUUGGCCCAGUGUUCUUUUCUGAGUACUGACUUUAUUUUCCCUUCCCAAAUGCUAUUUUAAACUAAGUACAGCAAACCCUCUCCAUAAAGCUGAUUUGGAGCAGCACAGGAUGUGCCUCACUGCCUGAUAUCAGGGAGUAUGUUAAAAAAGAAAGUUUCUAAGGAGCACAGUAGAGCUAUUCCUCAAUUUCUUCCAGAUGAGGAUAAGGUUGGGUUGUGAGAGGGGCAGCAGGAAGGUGGAAGGGCUGCAAGGUACUGUUGCUCUAUUUUAGAGCUAUCUCAGCUAAAGAGAGUUUCAAAUUUAGCCACUUGGAAACAAUUCUGAGGCUACUGGGGCGGUGGUGGCAUGAAAGAUGCAUAGCUGUGGAAGCCACACAUUAAUUGUUUGUCCUGAGGACUCUUCUUGGCUGCUGGCAUAAGCAACAACGAUGCAUUGUACCACAUGGCAGUCUUCUCUCACUUAGAGCUUUAUGAGGAGGGUGUGCUGUAAAUAGGAUAUGGGGCCUGAUUAUUUCCAGGUGUCAUUCCACCAAAGUCAGUGGCAUUGCACCAGCAAUGAAUUUAGUUCAAGAUGUGAAUGUGUGCGUGAUUGUGGAGUCUCUCUUUUCUGUUGUGUUGGGAAUGGCUGGAUUAUUACCAUGUUGCUCCAUGACUGUUCUCUCUAGCCAGCACUCAGCCCAUAAAUCUGCCCAUUGGUCUGUGGAAUUCCAUUCCAGAGGGAAAAGAAACUCUGUUGCUAUCAAUGGAAUUGUUUGAUGAUUCUUGUUCAGAAGCAGCAGCGUUUCCAACACACACAGUGUUAAUUUUUUCUGUACUGCACAAAAUGCAAUUGUUUUAUUCCUCCCUAUGCCCCAUUUCACAUGAUAUCCUUUGCCGGCAACGGACAUGUGAAAGCAGAGGCAGCAAGGAGUUAAUGAGCUCUGUCCUGUGGUACGCAAUGCCUCCUGAAAUACCCAGAACAUAGAGAGAGGUAUUAAUAUUCCCUUUUUGUAGUUCAUUUAAUUAAACCAACAAACAAAAAACAGAGAACAGAAACGUGUUUUCCAUGCUAUGAUGCCAGUACCAUGAAAUCAAAGAAAUGACAGGUUCAAUUUAUCAGCCAGGUAAAUGAUGGUUUCAAAUAUUUAGAUCUCAGCAAAAUAAUCCCUUUGGGUGUACAAAUGAUAUGGAUGGGUAAUUAGCACAUGGGGGCAAGUCAUAGGCAGUAGAGUCAGAUAUUUGGGGGUCGGGUGAGGGAGAAGAGGUGCAGACAGGAACUGGGACAUGCCUGUCCAUUGUGGCAGUUGCAUUCAUGAAGAGAAUGUGUGAGGGUGACUAACCUCAGUGUCUAAAUCCAAGGACCUUCCAGCUGCCCAGUUUAACUCUGGUGUAGCACUGCCUUCCGUGCAGCAUGCAACGUCUGCAUCAGGUCAUGCCCUCACUUUGAAGCAGGUUGCACUGGAACCUUGCCGUUACGGAAACAUUAAGAAGGUUUAAGUGGCUUAGUGAAUUGGCAGCACAACCAAUGACCCCACAGUUAUGACUCUGUGGUGGGGGCAGCUAUCCACUGUGGUGACCAGCACCUCAAUCGUGUGUUCUUUGGCUUUAGAAACUCCCCAAGUGUGACUGUUCUUGCACAGCUGCAUAACAAUCAGUGGCUCACUUAAGGAAUGGUCCCUGAGUGGCCUUUGCCAUGUGGCUAUAUCAUGCAAAUCAGACUCAGUUGCCCCCAAGUUACCAUUGUGACACCUAUUCAAGCUUCUUUUUCACCAAUGACUGGCAAAUACCGCUCAGCUCUUGCAGCCUCACGGGGCUCUAAUUUACCCACAAAAGUGCACUUUACUUGCAGUUUGCACACCAGGAACUGAAUUGGACCCAGUACACUAUUAAAUCACUGUGUAGCAUCCACUGGCUCACUCUCCUACUAUUACUGGGUACUCUGGCACCUUCCAACAAAGACACCAUUGGCCAGAUUUCCAAAAGUGCUGAGUGUUCUCCAGUUCCUGUUUUCCAUGGCACCUGCUAGGUGCUGAGCACUUCUGAAAAGCUGGCUAUGUAUCUGCUGCUACACCAUGCAGGGCUCAUUUCUCUUUCUGAAGAGCAAUGGUGGCUGCAAUCAGAGAUUUAAUCUCCCCUUCAGUACAAGUGAAUACUACUGAUAACGGUUUACAACAAGGGCGCCCAAACUACAUGACAGCAAGGCCCACAUUAGCAGCUCCUCAGGAGCAGAGACAUUUAGAUACAAAAUUUAUUACACACACCCCCAGACCCACACACAAAGGCCUAAUAUUUGCUUGUACAUGUAUCUUCAAUAGAUUAAAAUUGCCUGUUUGAGCUCACCAGCAAUAAAAACUUGUGAUUUAUCAGCUUUGUCCUCACUCUGCAACUUCUGGGAGAGGGUGGCCCAGAGCUGCAUUUUUGGAUACGAUGGGCCACAUUUAACCCUCGGGCUUCGCUCUGGGCACCUCUCUCAUAUUUCAAGAGCACCUUUCAUCCCAAAGGAUCCCCAAGCAAGUCACAAAAUAUAUACACUGGUGCCUUGUGCAUGAGAGCUGGCUCUAGCGCCAGUGUGGUGAUCGUUCCUGCUUCGAAGAACUUGCCAGUGCAGAACGGUUGAUAUUAAAGCAAAGUUAGCUAAACUGUUUGUUUAAUUUCAGAAUUAUGAUCUAGAUGCAGGGAUACAAUGUACCAGGUUGUGAAAAAUCUUCCCACUGCUUCUGGUCUAAGUCUGUUUUGUAAUUGAAAUCCUCCUUGCGUAGAGAUAAUCCCAUCAAGGCUUUGCUUGAACUACAAAUAGUUGUUUAAAAAUAAAAGUAAGUGAAG
Messenger RNA from Mauremys mutica (yellowpond turtle), 4778 nucleotides. RefSeq names its product transmembrane protein 229B (gene TMEM229B). The transcript has 2 exons. NCBI's taxonomy places the organism in Eukaryota, Metazoa, Chordata, Testudines, Geoemydidae. The record is from RefSeq and is a predicted model, not a curated record. Bases 355 to 936 code for a protein of 193 amino acids.